Acytostelium subglobosum LB1 is the source of this 2499-nucleotide messenger RNA. RefSeq lists its product as hypothetical. Gene Ontology annotation, molecular function: calcium ion binding. The record is from RefSeq and is a predicted model, not a curated record. The transcript has 6 exons. The coding region runs from base 1 to 2499 and encodes 832 amino acids. Lineage: Eukaryota; Evosea; Eumycetozoa; Acytosteliales; Acytosteliaceae.
AUGGGUGCAUUCAUGACCAAUGACACUGACCCCGCUGGCGUUGUGGAUGGCUGCGACUCGUCCUCCACAUCACUGUUCGACUCGUCCAGCUAUCCAUUCGCCGAUGUCAUCCCGAUUGACAAGGCGUGUGUCUCGACCUUUGCUUGCCGUGGCGCGUCAUUCUCAUUCCAGGUGCUCAUGAACACCGCCUGCAACAAUGUCUCAUUCAACUGCAAGUACUUCAACGGCGACAAGUCGGACAAUUACACGUUGGUGUUCAAUCAGACGAUGGACGUCGGUCCACUGCGAGCUUACUCCUCAAAGUGCACAGUGUUGUGCAAGCAUGGAUAUUGUGAUGAUGUGACCUGCAAAUGUGACCAAGGAUACAAAGGCAAUGAUUGUAGUCAAUGUGAUAUAGGAUACGAGGCGCCAAGCAAUGGAUCAUCAUUGUGUCAAGACAUUAAUGAAUGUGUGCGAGACACUUCCAUCCAAUGCCAAGAGCAUUCCACAUGUUUCAACACGCCUGGCAGCUAUCAAUGUCGAUGUAUAGACGGUUUCGAGAUGAGUGGAUCAGAUUGCAUCGAUAUCAAUGAAUGCGAGAAGAAUAAGGAUAUCUGUGGAACCUCAUUGUGUGAGAAUACUGUAGGAUCAUAUGUAUGCCAAUGUCGACCAGGCUACACCUACAUCUCAAGUAAUAAUAGUUGUUUGGAUAUUGAUGAAUGUGAGACUGGAACAUCAGUAUGUGGUGAAGGAUUCGUUUGUAAGAAUAUCGAUGGAUCAUAUGCAUGUGUAUGCUCACAUGACUCGAUGGCCGCAGAAUGCCAAUCAUUCCCUACUGUAUCAAGAGUGCAGAGCAUUGGACAUGGACAAGUGUUGAUAGAGGGAACUGGAUCAAACUUGACAGGAUCACCUUACAGCCCAGGCAACUACUUUGAUCUACCAGUCCUUUUCAAGAUAAACAAUGUAUCAAAGAUUGUUGGAACAUUCAAAGGUCCAUUCAUAGAGUCAGUUAUUUCCGCACCAACUGAUGGAGGAUUGAUACAGGUCAAUGUGACUGGACUUGAGGCAACAGAUGGAAAGAAUAUUACUAUGGUGAUUGGAGAGUAUGAUUGCAAUGUUACAGUGAUCAAUACAAACUUGGUCGGUUGUCAAGUUCCUCAAGGAUGGGCCACACCACUUUCCAUGGUCUUGACAUCGAAUGGACAGUAUUCAACAGGAAACAAACAGUUUGAAUACUUGCCUCCAUCAAUAUCAUUCCUAUCAAGUCUCCCGCAAAGAGGUGGUAAUCUUACAAUUGAUGGAUCAAGCUUUGGUUCGAAUCAAUCGACCAGUCCAUCCACCAACAUCUCUGACCUUGUUUCAGUAUCCGUGUCUGGACGUCCAGUUGCUGAUCCAAUGAUACUACUCUAUGAACAAGAGUACAAGUGUGACAACGAGACAUGUAGCAAUAAUGGAUAUUGUAUAUUUGGUGUGUGCAAUUGUAAUACCAACUGGACUGGUCAUUAUUGUAAUGAGACGUAUUCCUCAUCUGAGGGCGACAACAACAAUGGUUGGUUAGUGAUACCUUCCAACUCGACUCCAACAUCCACCAUCACAAGUGAUUCAACAACAUCCUACGAGAUCAAUAUAUGUGAGAUCAAGGAACUUGGACCAGACUCGGACCAGCCAUUCGUCGACUACGAUCUCAAGAACUUUAACUGGACCAAGACCAACAUGUCGUCGACCAAUCAGUGGAGAUACCAGUUAGUGUUGCCAAACUCUGCCGUGCUGGAUGUGUACAUCACACAGAGUGCAGACGCCAGUCAGUUCACAUUUGGCAAUGUCCAGAUGUCCACAUCGAGGAACUCACUCAAGUACACGAUAUCGAUCACUGACUGGCCAUUCGAGUCCAAGUCCAAUCAUCUAGAGUUGGUGUUCCAGAGUGAGACAUUCGUCAAAGAGGUGCCCGCAGGAUGUCAACAACAGCCUUCUAUCACAGAGUAUGGUACGAACAACAAUGGUAGCAACAGUGGCGCCAACAGCAAGACCAACAACAAUACCUCACCAGAGCUGCUCUGGUUCAAGACGAGCGAUGGUAUGUCAACCCUCUUUGCCAGGUUCCUGAACAAGGGCAUACUCGAUGGUGUCUGGAAGACUAUACGUUUCAGCUCAGUCUCCAACGGCACAUCACUAUCACCAUCAACAACUACAUCGUCUUCUUCAACGAGCACAGGACUGGUAGGCAUAUCAUUGCUCGUACCCUACUUUGCCAAGAACUGUACAGUUGACCCAGACUACACGCUGAUAAUCAAUCCAACCAACGAACAACAACUCAACUGUAAUCCAACAUCGAGCAUACUUGACAACAGCAUCUUCUUGUCGUCGGCCAUUGUCAUACUGGUGUUCAUCGCUGCAGCCGCAAUUGGUAGUCUCACCUGGUAUCUCAUCAAACAGAAGCAAAGGGCCAGAGGUGAAGAAUUCACUGAUCAGAACUUUGAUGGCGCCUCGCCUCCACCAGGUCCCUCACAGAUCAGCUACUAG